AUGGCGACGGACGCGGAGGCAUUGCUGCGGGUGAGGAAUCGCUUCCGUCAGGAGGCGCAGGCGGUGCUCACCGGGGAGUCGCUGCGGUCGGCGGCAGAUUUAGAAGAUGAAGCAAAGAAGAAAGAAAAACCACUUCCUCGAUUUAAUGUACACUCUCUAUUCUGGAUUUUAUCUUCCAUUGCAGUGACGUACUAUGUUGAUUUUUUUUCCACAAUUAAAACAGAUUAUCGAAUAGAAGGUCGGUGGUUCCUUUUGGGCAGCUCACUGCUGAUAAUUAGCUUGCUCAUUGCUAUCUACUGCAUAUUUUAUCUGGAGUGGUACAAGGGGGUCAGAGAAUAUGAACAGUAUAAUCCUACGCUGGUUCCUUCAGCUACAGCUGCUUUUAUUGCUGCAACAGUGUGCUUUAAUAUUGCACUGUGGCCAGUGUGGUCUUUCUUUACUCCUUUUAUCCUUUUCACUCAAUUUAUGGGUGUUGUAAUGUUUGUAUCUCUCCUGGGGUAAUGAUCUGCAGAGUUCAGUUUGAUGUGUCCUGCAAAUAAAGGUAGUCUUUCAUGAAACUAAGGUUGUCAAGUUCAGUGAAUUUAACUUGCAUUUUUAAAAAAAUAAGCAUGUACAAUUUAUCCUUGAUCUAUAAUUAAGUUUGUGGAACUAGACUACUUUUAUAAAAGCUAAAGGAAAUCACAAUUAUGUAGUUCUGUGAAUAGUGUAAUUAAAGAAUUUAAUAAAAUUUGUAAAACCAUGAACAAAUAUGUGAUCUUUGAACACAAGUGUGGAGCUCCCUGAAACUGCAGCUGAUUUGGCUGUUUAAGGGCGAGGUUCCCUGACUUGUGGACUGCCAAGGAAAUUUGCAAAUAUCUUUGUCAGCCAUUGACAAAAGAUCCAAAUGACCAACUAUCUUCUGAUUGAUUCGCCACUUUCCUCAUGCACUCCUUUAAUGAUGGCAAUCCAAAAUAUGACCUGAUCAGUGUAACAUGAUCCCAGCAUUCUGCAAGUGCCUUUUCAUUUAGUACUGGGUUUCAGUUCUUUAUUUUAGUGGAUGAAUACAUCCAAGGCUGCUUGUAAAUACAUUUUAAAAUAAAGACCAGGUUAUAAAAGUUAUUUCUUUAGAAAUGCUGUACCAACUAGGAAGGAGACCAAAAGGCAGGGGAAAUCAGCACUGAUACUGUUUGUGUGUUGCCUAAUUUAAAAGAGCAUAUUACAAAUUUGAAUGUGCUUCAAAUGGAUCACAAGAUUGCUGUAACUUCCAAGUUAAUUCUAUGAAAAUUGUAUGUAAACUCUUGAACAAACAGUGCAGAUUUUUGUUGAGUAGUAUUCUAAUAAAGCUUUAAAUUUACAUAGCAUUUCUCUAUUUCUGUAUAUGUAAAACCACUGAAACUUGUAUAAAGUAAAUGAAACUAAGCUUUCUCAUUUAAAACAUGGUUGUUUAUUGUACAUUCCUCAAGUUUAAAAGACCAAUGACUGUCUUCAAUGUCAAUAUAAUGCAUGUUAUUGUUUCUUUUAUAUGAUCUUUUGGCAAAACAUAAAAAUAAAAUACUG
Molecule: messenger RNA, 1536 nt
Organism: Pristis pectinata (smalltooth sawfish)
Lineage: Eukaryota; Metazoa; Chordata; Chondrichthyes; Rhinopristiformes; Pristidae
Gene: tmem128
Product: transmembrane protein 128
Exons: 5
Coding region: 1-501 (166 amino acids)
Source: RefSeq, a predicted model, not a curated record